This is a messenger RNA of Varroa destructor (honeybee mite), 778 nucleotides long. Its product is annotated as cell adhesion molecule Dscam1-like. The record is from RefSeq and is a predicted model, not a curated record. Gene Ontology annotation, molecular function: cell-cell adhesion mediator activity. Gene Ontology annotation, biological process: synapse assembly; homophilic cell-cell adhesion; axon guidance. NCBI's taxonomy places the organism in Eukaryota, Metazoa, Arthropoda, Arachnida, Mesostigmata, Varroidae. Gene Ontology annotation, cellular component: plasma membrane; synapse; axon.
GAAUAUGGUGUUCAUAGUGAUUUUGUUGAUUUGCUCAACAUUUCUCCAUGGACUCUUCGCAGCAUCAUCGGAAAUGGUUCAACUAACCAUCCAAGGCCUGCAUCGGGUGAAAUCAGGCAGAUCUCUUGUGCUCACGUGCACCUUACUUGAAGGAAAGGACGUCUCAUUCUCCUGGUUCAAGGAUGGCCGCAUGCUAAAGCCAGGGGACAAAAUAACGAUCGUGCCUACAGACGAAAACUCAAUAUUAAGUGUUAGUAAAGUGUCCAGUCAGGAUUCGGGGAUGUAUGCCUGUUUGGGUAGUAACAGAGUGGCUGAAGAACGAGUGGAAAGACGAGUCUUUGUUGAAGGUGAUCACUUGUUCUAAAAAGUCGAUUUAGUCCCUGCCAACCCUUAUUUCCAUAAGAUCUUACUUGAUAAACGCUGUUUUCUAAACUUAUUUAUCCGGCCGGAUUUAUAUCCGGCUUAGGAUUCGAUGGCAAUAGGCUUUAUGGCCUUUGACAUUAAUGAAUUUAAUGGGUCAGUGUCGGCUUAACAUUUAGUUGCGUUAAUCAAGUAAGCUAGUUCGAAAGAAAACACUACCAGCAUAUAACUGUUUAGUGAAAGGUAGCAUUUUGCGAAUGCUGACGACGAUUUUAGUAAGCUAGCCAAAACUAAACACGGCAUAGGGUUUUAAAGCGGACCCUUUAAAUACGAUAUUUUUGUUUGCCACCAGUCAAAAUUCUGGGGCUUCCGGAAAAUUCAGUGAUGGAAUCCUGUUACUAAUCGACUUUUACCGGGG